This is a messenger RNA of Marchantia polymorpha subsp. ruderalis, 3395 nucleotides long. Lineage: Eukaryota; Viridiplantae; Streptophyta; Marchantiopsida; Marchantiales; Marchantiaceae. The record is from the annotation of a GenBank genome assembly.
ACAUGCUUCAAUAAGAGGCUUCUACCAUAAUUCUCUAUUAUGGUCCUCUGAAACAAAUUCACGAGCAAAGUACAGUACUGUAACCGCUAAAAUAGUGAACCCAGACGAUCAUCGCGAUUGCUGAGGGAAAUAGAAAACAUUUUGUGCUCUAUGUGUUUCCUCUCUGGAUCGAUUUGCUGGACCGGCUCCAUUGGGUCGAUCCGAGGUUACCUGGUCACGUCACAGCGCAGCCAAUGAGGGCGGGCGACAGGUGGACCGAAACGGGACGCAGCGCCAGAAGGGGCAUGGGGCAAGGAGCGGGCCAAUGGCCAUGUGAGAUCCCGCCACGACAGACGAGCCGGGUCGGAGGGACGCUGCGGGUGACGUGGAAAUUUCAAAUCGUCUGAGACUGGAGACUGUCAUGGCUGUCUGGCUGCACUGUACGCAGUACUGUGCGAGCCGAACAUAGUUAGAGCCAAACGACUUGAUCCGUCCCACAGUAGCUGAGCACUGUGGGCCUCGCCAGAGGCAGAUAGAGGGCGCGAGCGAGAAACAGAGUUACGAAUGAGAGCGAGUCUCUUUCGUUUCAGCGCCAUUUGAAUGCAAGGAAUCGUUGACAUCGGCUGCCAAUUUUUGUUCCCAUAUCGUGGGGAAUUUGGAUCGUAGGACAAUUUUGAGGUUGAUUCGGUGCUGGCAGCGCGAAUUAUUGUUUGGGAUUUUGAGAUUGCUGGAAGGUUCAGGGUUUUUGGACGACGAGCGAGCAGAGGAAGGAGGGAGUUGGAGUGAUUUCCGUGUGGGGAAAUUUGCGAAAUAUGGAGCUGGAGGAAGCAAUCGAGAAACUUAAGGAUAAAAAGCAGUUGGUGCGCGACAGUGGAGUCGUUGCAUUGCAGUCCAUCUUCAGCAACUCUGAAAUUGCAGACAAACAGAAGGAGUUGGACGCAGCAGUAGUCCAGGUGAAGGAGCUUAUUGCGAGUGACGUCUGGGAGAAACGGCAUGGAGGCUUCUGCGCCGCAAAGGUAUUGCUGCCGUUCUUCCCCGCUGAUGGUACAUUCCCUAAGGAUCUCGAAGAGCUAACCCUACAGUACUUGGAAGAUGGCGAGGUUCGAGUCAGGAUGGCUGUGGGAGAAUGCCUUUACGCUCUGGCACAGCAUGAAGGAAGUGGUCUUUACACUCGAGUGAAAGAUCAUGUUUGCAAGAGAAUUGAGGAAAACGUUAAAGAUGAUGGCAUCAAGUCAGCAGAUGAUGCAAAUGGAACUACAUUACCUGCCUCUGACAACAGGCAAGACGCGAAUGGGAAUGGAGCUCCUGAUGUUCAAAAGAACAUAGCUGAAGGGAAAUGUCUUGAAACUUCUUUGAAAGCUCUUCAACGUCUUAUGGAAGGCUUUGGGGAGCAUAUUCAACUGCCCAUUGAUUCUGAGAUGUGGGUGCUUGUUCGGAAAACAUUUGACCAUAGCAAUCGUUAUGUUCGGGAGACCGGAUUCUUCACCCUUGCAUCACUCUGUCAGUCUGCAACUCAAGAUUCGCUGAAGGGGGACGCUGUCAUGAUAGCCGAAGGUUUAGCCCUCGGACUUGCUGACAACUGGAGUCAAGUGCGUUAUGCCGCAUCUAUCGCAACCAGAAACUUUAUGUGUAAAACAUCAUCAUAUAAUCGAUCAUUCUACCCGCAGUUACUUCCUGCCAUGUGUCUGAACCGUUACUACGCUGCUGAAGGUGUGCGUCUUUUUUCUCAAGAAACCUGGAAGUUGAUACUAGGUGAAAGUGGGAGGGAGGAAGUCGGUAAUCAUAUUGCGAAUGUGGUAAAGCAUUACAUUUCUCAAUCGGCUGCUGAGAACCCUCAAGUUCGAGAGAGUACGUGUCACUGCAUGGGCGAACUCAUGGUCAAAAUUGAUCAUCAGAAAAUUCGUCCCCAUGUGCAAUCGCUGAUUGUUGCGUUGAUGAAUUGCUACCAAGACCUGAGCUGGACCGUCCGAGAUGCUGCUUGCUCAGGCUUAGGCAAGGCCAUAACCGAGUUUCCAGAUGAAGCACAACAAGUUGUCUUCAAACUUUAUGAACUUUGGUUCUUUCAUUUGGGCGACAAGGUAUCUUCCGUGAGAGAAAACACCGCUUUUGUUUUGGGGACGGCUAUGACAACGUACAAAGAGGACGCUAUCGAGAAAGUGGUGGCAAAGUUACACCAUAUUUUUAAACUUUCAGAAAAUCUCAGUGAACCUCAUCAUUGCCAUUCUCCCACAGGUCUACAGGAGAAAUCAUGCUGUAGUAGGGCUGGGGUACAUGCAGCUGUAAUGACGUUGAACAACGUUCAUACGAGUUGCAAUCUAGCUGCCCACGAGCCGAUCACUUGGGAAGCCUCAGAUGGAGCGAUUUACCUCCUUCGUGAACUGUCCAAGGUGGCUCCAGAUCGCGCAGCUGAGUUCUUGCCAAUUCUAGCCAAGCUGACGCAAUGCUCGGGCUUUCAGCAAAAUCAAUUUCUUCUAGAAACUUUAUAUAGAUUACUACCUUUCAUUGCUCAGAAUGUUGGGAAAAAACAAUUCAAACCGUGCCUGGAGUCAUACAUAAGUCCACUCUUUUCUGCUCUAACUUCUGGUCAGAGACUUGCGGAGACUGCAUCUGGAACCUGUAUCUCAAAGUUGAUGACAUUUGUAGGACCCAACGUUUUCAAAGCACGAUUAGACGAGUUUCAGCUAAGAGCUCUACAAGCGAGGCCUUCAUUGAAUUCCGCAUUAAUGCCACAGUAACUUGCACAACGGCUAGUUCUUUUCCUGUCCUCCAGAAUGUCGGAAACAGUUGACAUUUGGACUAUAAUUUAAACGUAGAUGACAGCAUAGGUGGUUCUAGACAAAUUUUAGGCACAUGUAGCAAACAAGGUUGAAACUUAGCUCUUGCAAUUUACAUGUUGCUGUUUCAAAUCUGUUAUGGUUCGCCUUAAUAUCAAAAACCGAUUUUUCUCGAACCUAUGGAGAGACAUGGGAGGAGUAAACAAACUCUAUAUAAUUGACUCUGAAAAGUCAAUAGGAAACAUAGGCUGCAAACCCCACUCUCCAUUGUAACUCCAUGUUUACUUGAAAAUUUUCAGGAAGUUCGAUCACUCUAAAGAAGGGUGACUUUGAGGAAAACACUUCAAUCUUUGAUAUAUCUGAAGUGGCUCGAAGAUUAACAGUCUCAGCGUUGUACUUGAAAGGUUAGUGUAGUGUCCUUCCCUUCUAGUCCGUGGGAAACACUCAACAGAAAGGCUAGAGACAGUGCGGGAGGUCACAAUUUGGAGAAUUUUUACGAUGUGGGGAAUGUUGGAUUUCUACUUGAGGAAUCAUUCGAGGUUUUUGUAGGUGAUGUAACUGCUGGGAGGCGUGGCAAGGUAAUGUAAAAUACCUUUUACUCAAGGGUAUCUUUUACCCUUGAGUAAAAGAUAAAAGUUAAGG